Molecule: messenger RNA, 2272 nt
Organism: Manihot esculenta (cassava)
Lineage: Eukaryota; Viridiplantae; Streptophyta; Magnoliopsida; Malpighiales; Euphorbiaceae
Product: bifunctional dihydrofolate reductase-thymidylate synthase 1
Exons: 12
Coding region: 385-1968 (527 amino acids)
Biological process (GO): one-carbon metabolic process; tetrahydrofolate biosynthetic process; dTMP biosynthetic process
Cellular component (GO): cytosol; mitochondrion
Molecular function (GO): thymidylate synthase activity; dihydrofolate reductase activity
Source: RefSeq, a predicted model, not a curated record
GCGGUACUCCGCUAAACCGCGCUUUUUGAUUUUCUUUAUCCUUUCCUCUGUUUGUUUGAAAGAGAAAAAAGCAGCACAUUGAAAGUGAAGAAAAAAAUUCUCUUGCAUUUCUAUUUCCCUCUUACACCUCUACUCUAGUUACUCUUUUCUCACAAUCCACACUUUUUUUAUCACCAAAACCCUUAAUUUUAGGAGGUGAAUUUUGCUCCACACUUGCUCAGAUCGUUUUGAUUUUCCAUUUUCAAGUCGGCUUGUACGUUUUCCGAACUCAAGAUUUCUCGAUUUGGUAUCAGAGCGGUUCUACCGCACUUCCACAAAAUUUGGGUGUGCGGUGUUAGUUCUGAGGCAUCAUCAAGAAAUUUCUGCUGGGCUUUCUUUUCCAUCAUGACUGGUGAUUCAAAGGCAAGUAUUCCUGAUGGCAAUGCCAAUAUACAGCAUGCUCCGGAAAGAUCUUACCAAGUUGUUGUGGCUGCAACUGGUGAUAUGGGCAUUGGAAAGGAUGGGAAGCUACCGUGGAAAUUGCCUUCUGACCUCAAAUUUUUCAAGGAUAUUACUCUUACUACUUUUGAUUCUGGGAAAAAGAAUGCUGUUAUAAUGGGUAGAAAAACAUGGGAAAGUAUUCCACCUGAGUAUCGCCCUCUGUGUGGUCGACUUAAUGUUGUUCUGACCCGAUCUCGGAGUUUUGAUAUUGCUACUGCUGAGAAUGUUCUGAUGUGUGGAAGCCUGAGUUCUGCUUUGGAAUUAUUGGCUGCAUCACCAUAUUGUCUGUCAAUUGAGAAAGUCUUUGUAAUAGGAGGUGGCCAAAUAUUAAGGGAAGCUCUGAAUGCUCCUGGAUGUGAUGCUAUCCACAUUACAGAAAUUGAGACAAAGAUCAAUUGUGAUACUUUUAUCCCUAAAAUUGAUUCCUCUCUCUUUCAACCUUGGUACUCAUCCUUCCCAAUGGUGGAAAACAACAUACGAUAUUGCUUUGCUACUUAUGUUCGAGUGAGGAGUUUUGCAGUUGAACCCCAUAGUCAAAACAAUGGUCUGAACUCUGAUAGUGGUUCAGAAAACAGUAAGUUCAAGGUAAAGGAAUUCUCUUUCCUUCCUAAAAAGAUUUUUGAGAGACAUGAGGAGUUCUUGUAUCUUAGACUUGUUCAAGACAUCAUCUCAAGUGGCAAUUUGAAGGAUGACAGAACUGGAACUGGUACUUUAUCAAAAUUUGGCUGCCAGAUGCGGUUCAAUCUUCGCAAAACUUUUCCCCUGCUUACGACAAAGAAAGUAUUUUGGCGAGGGGUUGUUGAAGAACUUUUAUGGUUCAUUAGCGGUUCAACUAAUGCCAAGGUCCUUCAGGAAAAGAGCAUUCAUAUAUGGGAUGGCAAUGCAUCCAGAGAGUACCUCGAUAGUGUUGGGUUGAAGGACAGAGAGGAGGCUGACUUAGGACCUAUUUAUGGAUUCCAAUGGAGGCACUUUGGAGCUAGGUAUAUUGACAUGCAUGCUGACUACACUGGCCAAGGAUUUGAUCAGUUGUUGGAUGUUAUUGACAAGAUUAAGAAUAAUCCAGAUGAUCGUCGAAUUAUACUUUCAGCUUGGAAUCCUUCUGAUCUCAAAUUGAUGGCACUUCCUCCUUGCCAUAUGUUUGCUCAAUUCUAUAUAGCCCAUGGGGAGUUAUCUUGUCAAAUGUAUCAACGAUCUGCUGAUAUGGGCCUGGGUGUGCCAUUCAAUGUCGCAUCUUAUGCCCUCUUGACAUGCAUGAUUGCUCAUGUUUGUAAUCUUGUUCCGGGUGAUUUUGUUCAUGUGUUUGGGGAUGCUCAUGUUUAUUGCACUCAUAUCAGGCCUCUCCAGGAGCAGCUUCAAAAACUGCCCAAACCAUUUCCAAUUUUGAAGAUUAAUCCUGAGAAGAAGAACAUAGAUUCUUUUGUGGCAGCCGAUUUCACAUUAAUUGGUUAUGAUCCUCACCGCAAAAUUGAAAUGAAAAUGGCAGUAUAAAGUUUCUUGAAAGGUUCAGUGAACUCAGACUCUGGUUGGUCCUGGGCAAAUUGGUUGUAGUUUUGAGGCAGGCUCAAGUAUUGAAGGCUUACCUUGCUUGAGUGUGAACAAGUGAAAUACAAAUUUGCUAGUUGAAUAUAUCUAUGUAGCGAGAAUCCUUUAGUUCUGUGAUUUAGGAUGUCUGAAUUUGUUGCUCUACGAGCUUAGUUUUCCUUUAUUUACUUGGGAAAUAUAGCUUUAUUACCAGAAAUACUAAUAACAUUGCUUUUGGAAUGAAUUGGAUUUGGACUGUUCAAUUAGUGAC